Messenger RNA from Candoia aspera, 2593 nucleotides. RefSeq names its product major histocompatibility complex class I-related gene protein-like. The transcript is spliced from 7 exons. Bases 100 to 1170 code for a protein of 356 amino acids. The record is from RefSeq and is a predicted model, not a curated record. Gene Ontology annotation, cellular component: external side of plasma membrane. Gene Ontology annotation, biological process: immune response. Lineage: Eukaryota; Metazoa; Chordata; Lepidosauria; Squamata; Candoiidae.
AGUGUUCCGGGCGCCCGCGGUGCGAUCCCCACUCCAGCCGGGGCCAGUUCCUCUCCGAGCCGGGCGAGGUCUGCGGCAGCAGCCGCGGGAGCCGGGCCGAUGCGGCCGCGUCGGUGGCUGCUCGGGCUGCUCGGGGCCGCCGCCUUCUGCCUGUUGGAGGGCAGCGGCUCCUCCUCCCACUUAAUCCGUGUGAGCUACAUUUCCGUGUCCAAGGCUGGUCCGGGGCUGCCGAACUUCUCAGCUGUGGGAUAUGUGGACGACCAGCUCAUCGCUCGCUAUGAAAGCCACAGCAAGAAGGUGCAUCCUCGGGUUUCCUGGAUGAGUAUGCUGGAGGAGAAAGAGCCUCAAUUCUGCAACAGGUACACCCGGAUUUUGCAAAAAGACGAGAAGGACUUCCAGGAGAACGUGCAGAUGCUCCAGAAACGCUAUAACCAAAGCGGAGAGUUUCACAUGGUACAGAUGAUGAUAUCCUGUGAAGUGUGGGAAGACGGAAGCAGGAGCGGGCGCUGGCAAUACGGCUACGACGGGCGGGACUUCCUUAGCUUCGACAUGAACACCGCCUCUUGGACAGCAGCCGACAAAGAAGCCCAGGUAAUCAUGCGGAUGUGGGACACGGAAACUGCCAUCCAUCAGCGCUUCAAGAGCUACCUGGAGAGCACCUGCACUGAGUUGCUGGAGAAGGACCAUCGGUACGGAUCGGGGAGAUUCUUGAGGAAAGAGCCCCCAGUGGUGACGGUGAGCAGCAAGUCAGAGGCCGAUGACGUGGAGACCCUCACCUGCCAGGUGUACGGCUUCUACCCCAAGGAACUCGAUGCCACCUGGAGGAGGGAUGGGGAGAUUUUGGAACAUGAGACCCUGCGGGGGCCUUUGGCCCCCAACUCAGACAAGACUUACUAUACCUUGCUCAGCAUCCAGGUUGAUCCCCAGAAGAAGUACCAAUACAGGUGUCAUGUGGAACACGAUGCCCUGCCGAAGGCUCUGUCAGUGGCCCUGAAAGCUCCAGAAUCCAACCUGGGGCUCAUCAUCAUCAUCGGCUGUGUCGUGGCUGCUCUUCUCCUGGUGUCUGUGAUUGCUUUGAUCCUGGUAUUUCUCAAUUCAAAUAGAGAUGUUCCCAGGAGUGACCCUCCUCCUCAGUUUGACGUGCCUCAGUUGACAGUUCCGCCAUGUUGAAUUCAUCUUUGCCUUGAGCUGUGUUUUCUCUGCGGCCUGAAGCAAUGCUGUGAAGAGAGAUGGGAGCAGAAGAAAGACUUCCACACAGUGCUUUGUUCAUGUGAAGAUGGUGCCUGUACCUCUUCCUGGCUCUGGCUGAGCUAGUUGGACUGCAGCUGAACUGAUGGGGUGUUUGCAGUUGUACUGGAAUGUUCACAAGCUUUUUAACUGCUCUGGGUGUUUAGCAGGCAGCAACACUGGGUUCACCCACUAUGGUAGACCCAGGCUAACAAAACAAGGUGGCUGUGCUCACAUAGCUGCUAUGUCAAAACAAAUAAAUACCUGAUUUAAGGUGAAGGCCUGCUUGAUACGCAAGCUAAGACAAAUGGCAGAGUUGCUUAAUGCACCGGCCCAAUUCUGUUUAAGCUUAAUUCAGCGUGUUCUGUGAAAUACGUCUUAAGGUUUGAAACAAGAUGAAGAGAUGGCGACUGAAGAAAAGUCAGAGGAAGCUCCUGGGCUGGGAUGUAAAUCCAGUCUGGCUGCCUACAGGUCUUGGCUUUAGAUCAGCAUUUCUCAAUCUUGGGAACUUUAAAAUGUGUGGACUUCAACUCCCAGAAUUCACCAGCCAGCCACGGGAGAAUUCUGGGACUUGAAGUCCACACAUCUUAAAGUUCCCAAGGUUGAGAAAUGCUGCUUUAGAGGAUGAAGGGGCGAUAUUGGCCAGUGACCGCAGGGAGAGCCACAAAUGCCUCUGGGGCCCCGUUCCUACCCCUUCUCCACUGUCUGUCCUUUGGGGUUUCUGAUUGCUUGGGGUCAGGAGGGGCACAUCCGAAAUGUUGGGAGAAUGUCAUGGGCGCAGUCCCAAGAGGUCAGGAACACCCUUUCAAAGAAAGGCACUGAUGACAAUAGAAGAAACAUCCGAAGAACCUUAGCAUGUAGCAAAGUCCUGGACGGAAAUGCCUUCUGUUCUGUUUUGCACCCCCGUUUUCUCUUUAGGUUUGCCUGCCAGAUCCUUCUCACCUCCCCAGACACCAAACCAUCAUGGAUGCCUCCCUCAUUUUUUCCCCUCUGUUGGCUUGCCCUGAAGCCCCGCCCCCAGCUCCUCCAUGCUGCUCUCCAGCCCAGUUUGGCGAUAAUAUUAUUAUUUGUUAAAUUUGUAUACUGCCAACCUACCCCAACAACUAUAGUAAAGUCAGGGCUGUCUCAGUUUUAAGCUAUACCUUAAUUCAGAGCUGCCCCCUUUCAGAAUGUGUUCCCUGCUGGAGAAAUACUCUGCCUAACAGGAUUGUUGCAGAAGUAAACUGGAGGGAAAUUCAUCUGGGUUCUCGAGAGAGAGACGGCCCGCGCACAAGCUUUGCUCCGUCCCAAGCCUCGGCAGUCUCUUGAAUGAUCUCUCAAAGACCGCAGUACUGCUCCUGCAGGGGCUGGUGGAAGAUCAGAGAGA